This is a messenger RNA of Arabidopsis lyrata subsp. lyrata, 1295 nucleotides long. RefSeq lists its product as uncharacterized. The transcript has a single exon. Bases 99 to 1169 code for a protein of 356 amino acids. The record is from RefSeq and is a predicted model, not a curated record. Lineage: Eukaryota; Viridiplantae; Streptophyta; Magnoliopsida; Brassicales; Brassicaceae.
GUUAAAUAUAGGGUUUUAGGAGGAGAAGAUCACCAUUUCUUCAAUUAGGGCUUCUUUAUUUGAAUCUCUUGAUUUUCCAUAAGAACACAUCCUAGUUCAUGUCUCUGCUUCUAAGACGGCUCUCGAGGCUCCGCCUUGGGAAACCUUUGCUGGUAAGAUCCUCGGUUCUUCUUUCUAAUGGCUUCUCAUCUUCCUCGCUGCAAACUCCUCCUUGUUCCAUCCUCUACGUCACUCCUUGUGGAGCUGAUCUCGGAAAACUCGUGAUUUCGAAUGCUGAUGCACGUCACUGCAUUAAAUUGGAAAAGAAGGUGCCUCUGGAGUUGGUGGAUAGUGAUCCAAUGGUGACGAUAGGGGCAUCACAUGGCUGGGUAGCUACUUUGAAAGACGACGGAAUCGUGCGUCUCCAAGACGAUCUAAACCCAUAUGCAUCGGAUACAGAUCCGAAACGCAUCUCGCUGCCUCCUCUUGUGACUCUGCCUGGUUGCCAAACACAAGUUGUGACCAACGUGGCCAUGUCCUCGUCUUCCCCGGAGGAUGAGGACUGUGUUGUGGCUGUCAAGUUCUUGGGGUCUCAACUCAGCUUUUGCAGACCCGCUCAAGCUAACUCCGAGUGGCUCAACUUCAGGAUCGCUAGCCCCUGCUUCUACUCCUCCCCUGUCAUGUUUUCCAAGAAACAUGACAUGUUUCGCUUUCCCGGAUCUGGAGGCCACCUCAUUGGAUCAUGGGAUCCUCGGGCACACAAGCACAAACCCAAGUUCCAGAGGUUGCGAUUCCAGAACCUUCCCGAGCUGACCAAGACCAAACGGGAGCUUUUGCAAUCGUGUUGCACGAGUGAACACUUGGUGGAGUCACGAUCCACCGAUGAAACGUUCUUGGUUAAGUUAUACCGGAAGGUCACGGCCAGUGGUACCGUGAAAAUGCAAACGAAAGCUCUAAUGGUCUUCAAGCUUGACGAAGAAGGAAACGCGGUCUACACUAAAGACAUCGGAGAUCUCUGCAUUUUCAUCUCACAGGCUGAACCGUUUGCUGUCCCUGGCUUGUGCCCUAACUGGGUACGAGUCUUGGAUAUCGAAGAAAGCAUCUCUUUCUAUCUGCCUGAUUCCUCCAUCUGUGGUGGAAAUUGUUCAAAACGAGCACCUUACCAUAUUCCACCUCAAAAUAUAGUCUAGCUAUUAGUUUGGGAGUUAGAGUCUGAGUCUAGAGUCUGUCUUUUCUCUUAAUUAAACCUUGGAAACAUCAAACUAUUUUUGUCUAUGCGUUCUGAGAUUGAUUGAUAUGCAUUUGGUCUUGAACUU